CAGAUAUUUAGGGCUGGUGAAUUAUUUGAAGUGUCAUUUGUUUUUGGAAUUUACACUAGGAACCAGAGGAAAUAAACCCAGAUGAGGAGAUAGAGGAUACAUGUGAACUUAAAGAGGAUGACCUUGGAGCCGUGGAAGAACAGCGUAGCGUUAUCUUGCAUCUCCUGUCUCAACUCAAACUUGGCAUGGACUUAACAAGAGUGGUACUCCCCACUUUUAUAUUAGAGAAACGCUCUUUGCUGGAAAUGUAUGCUGACUUCAUGUCCCACCCAGAUCUCUUCAUUGCGAUAUCCAGCGGCGCCAGCCCUGAGGAGAGGAUGAUCCGCUUUGUGGAAUAUUACCUCACUUCCUUUCAUGAAGGUCGCAAAGGGGCGAUAGCGAAAAAGCCAUACAACCCGAUCAUCGGGGAAACGUUUCACUGCUCGUGGAAGAGCAGAGUACCGUCCGACACGAGUAGUAACUCUUCGUCCCAUUCCCUCUCUGAGCAAGGGACUGUCUCAGAAGAGUCACAGGAACAAGCAGAGUCGGACUACCACACAGUCAGAUUUGUAGCGGAACAAGUGUCCCAUCACCCUCCAGUCUCAGGGUUUUAUGCCGAAUGUGUAGAAAGGAAUAUGUGUGUCAAUGCUCACGUCUGGACUAAAAGUAAAUUCCUAGGAAUGUCAAUAGGAGUGACUAUGGUUGGCGAAGGUAUUUUAAGUCUCUUGGACCAUGGAGAGGAAUACACGUUUUCUCUGCCUUGUGCAUAUGCUCGGUCAAUUCUGACUGUCCCUUGGGUAGAACUGGGAGGAAAAGUCAGUGUUAAUUGUGCAAAAACAGGAUACUCUGCAAGUAUUACUUUCCAUACCAAACCAUUCUAUGGUGGCAAGCUUCACCGGGUUACUGGUGAGGUGAAACAGAAUGCUACCAACACUGUUGUCUGUAGAGUACAAGGUGAAUGGAAUAGCAUCCUUGAAUUCACCUACAGCAAUGGAGAGACAAAAUGCAUGGACUUGACAAAGCUGUCUGUCACAAGAAAACGAGUCCGACCCAUUGAGAAACAAGGGGCAUUUGAAUCCAGGAAGCUGUGGCAACAUGUGACAGAGUCUCUGAGGGACGGGGACAUUGAUAAGGCGACAGAGCAUAAGAAAGCACUUGAGGAACGGCAGAGAAAUGAAGAACGACUCCGGGCUGAGACAGGAGAACCGUGGCAAACUAAGUACUUUGUCAAAGAUGGAGAGGGCUGGGUUUAUUAUAACCCUCUUUGGAAAAGAAUGCCUGCUGUACAAAAUGAACCAGCAGACACAAACUAGAUGACAUUUCUUCAAAAUUAUUCUUCUCUUUUGUUCUAAUCCCUACAACUUCCAAAAUUCUGUGUCUCACUAACAGUCCUUUGGGAUUUUUAUACAAUUGCACAAAAUUAAGUAAGCAUAAUGGAAUAAACUACUAGGGCACUUUAAAGUUGCAGAAAA
Molecule: messenger RNA, 1451 nt
Organism: Podarcis muralis (Common wall lizard)
Lineage: Eukaryota; Metazoa; Chordata; Lepidosauria; Squamata; Lacertidae
Source: RefSeq, a predicted model, not a curated record